Molecule: messenger RNA, 1227 nt
Organism: Cucumis sativus (cucumber)
Lineage: Eukaryota; Viridiplantae; Streptophyta; Magnoliopsida; Cucurbitales; Cucurbitaceae
Product: mediator of RNA polymerase II transcription subunit 11
Exons: 4
Coding region: 310-666 (118 amino acids)
Biological process (GO): regulation of transcription by RNA polymerase II
Cellular component (GO): mediator complex
Molecular function (GO): transcription coregulator activity
Source: RefSeq, a predicted model, not a curated record
AGUAAUUUUGAGACUUGAAAUGCUACUUUCACAAAAGCCCAUGGGAUGCUCGAAUCCGAAGCAGCCACCUAGCAAAUCCCUAUCCCAAGUUGGAGUUCCCAAAUCCAACCCUAGCCUGCCCGAUUUCCUUCCAUUCUUUUCCUCUAUGUAGAUCUUCCUACAGUUUCCCAGAUUUUUAUGAGGAUCUAUAUUGUUCAUCGUUAAUGCCUUCACAAUCUAUUGGAUGUGGCAGAAACCUUAAACCUGGUUCUUUGGUGAAGAGAUCCUUUGUAAUAACGGAUGAUUUCAGCUUUACCAGCAUAGCUCUUGAUGGAUCCGCCGGCCCAUAAUACUUCAUUGCAGCGCCUCCAAAAUGUGGAGAAGAGAAUUGUGAGGGUUUUAGAACUAGCAGGAGGAGUCAUGGAAGAGCUUGCCAACCCUGCUGGUCCAAGAAAGGAAUUUGUCAACAAUCAUUGCAGUGAGUUCAUGCAAUUCAUCAAGGAUAUCCAAGUUACAUUGCGGGAUGAAAUCAAAAGUGCAUGUGAAUAUCGUCCAUUUGAGAAAUGUGAUUAUAGUUCAAGGAUUACUAACGAACUUUGCUGCAAGAAACUGGAAUAUAUGGUUUCGAAGUUGGAUGGAAUGAAACAAACUAUUGAUGAUUAUCAAGUGAAAAUAGAAGAUUCUUGAGUCACAUGUCCUAGUGAGCUUCUAAUCUAUUUCUGCCACUUCCCCCAUUUGUAGAAACGAAAGGUUGAAGGAGAACUUCAGUCAUGUAUGUGUAUAAUUCAUCUCUAGUAGAGCUAAUAGCAUAGACUUUUGACUGUUGAUUCAUGCAAAGAUCCUACUAUAGUGUAUCUGUUUCAUUACCCUAUGAUUAUGAGUUUUUUAGUAUCAAUUUCGAGGUGACAAAAAUCCAAUUCCAGGUAGAUCUUCUAUCUCAAGGGAUGGCAAAACUAUUCCUUGUUUUUCCUUUAAUCUAUGGCCUUUUCUGUAUUUUUAUGUGGACCAUAUCUCAUUGGCUGUAUACAUUUUCUUUCAUUUGUUUUCGUCAUGGAGCCUGUCACCUUCUCACCUUCCCGAUAAUAAGCAGUUGUUUUUCUGGUUUACUUGGAACUGUUAGGCUGUUUGGUGAACCGGAAUGGAAUGAGUUUACAAUGCAAUGUACUCCAAAACCUAUGUUUGGAUUGAGUGUUUUGAGUCUGAUUUGUAAUACUAAACUUUAUUCAAUUCCGACAGUAUUUAACCCAA